GCAGCCGCCCAGCCCUGCCCUUUGCCGCAGUCCGGUGACACACAAGCUUCAGCGCUCGUGGUUUUGCCCAGGGAGACACAGCCAGCUGAGAAGUCCUUUUUCCAGCAGAUGACCAGUCCUCACCCGGUGAAACCCAUCAGCGCCGUGGUGCAGGAGGUCUCCAGCGAGAAGAAGCAGCAGCACAGGUCCAGCCUGACGACGGCUCUGAGCAAUGGCCUGGAGAAGCUGAAGACAGUCACUACGAGCAGCGUCCAGCCUGUGGCCCCGUCCUCUCACCCGGAGAAAAUGGACUCGAAGUUAAAGGAUCCCACCGUACUGGACCAGUCAGCCAAGUAUUACCACUUGACCCACGAUGAACUCAUCCAGCUCCUGCUGCAGAGGGAGAAGGAGCUGAGCAAGAAGGAGGAGCACAUCCAGGAGCUGGAGAACUACAUUGACCAGCUGCUGGUGCGCAUCAUGGAGCAGUCUCCCACGCUCCUCCAGAUCCCGCUGGGGGAAAACAAGACCAAGUAACCUCUCCCCAGAGACCAGCAUCACUUGCCUCGAGCUCUUCUCCAAUAACCACGCUGCAAACAUCCCUGCACUCCCCCCUCCUCUUCCAAGAGGGCUCCAGUGGCUUCUGUUGGCAGAGUUUAGCAGGAAAGGUUCUCUGCUCCUUCCCGGCCCCAGCUUAGCCCAGCUCUGGCUCCAGGGACCUGCAGGGUGGUGGGCUGUCAGCCACCCCGUGGGGAGGAGCAGAGCCCUCCGCAGGAGGCAGAUGCCUCUUUAGGUUCCUGUCGUUGUGACCGAGUGGCAUCUUCUCAGGCACUCAUCCUGCCGAUGCUUUAAGUGG
Pterocles gutturalis (yellow-throated sandgrouse) is the source of this 832-nucleotide messenger RNA. Its product is annotated as rab11 family-interacting protein 5-like. The coding region runs from base 109 to 513 and encodes 134 amino acids. The transcript has 3 exons. Lineage: Eukaryota; Metazoa; Chordata; Aves; Pterocliformes; Pteroclidae. Gene Ontology annotation, biological process: regulated exocytosis. The record is from RefSeq and is a predicted model, not a curated record. Gene Ontology annotation, cellular component: phagocytic vesicle; mitochondrion; recycling endosome. Gene Ontology annotation, molecular function: small GTPase binding.